AUGAAGAUUGUCAGAAAUCCAGUGGUCAGUGUCAUCAUAAGUGUGAUAAUACUCUUCACUUUAUACUAUUCUUUAUCUUCAACUUCUUCCUUAUCAGAACCAAAACCAAUAGCACCAUCAACAAAAUCAAAUGAAUUAAUUAAAGAUGAUAAAGAAAUAGUAAAUACACCAUUCAUGCCCAAAAUGGCAAAUGAAACAAUCAAAGCAGAAUUAGGAAGAUCAUCAUGGAAAUUAUUUCAUACAAUAUUAGCACGUUACCCCGUAACACCAACAGAAAAUGAACGAGAAACUCUUGAUCAAUUUAUUCAAUUAUUUGCCAAAAUUUAUCCAUGUGGUGAUUGUGCACAACAUUUUAAUAAAUUAUUAGAUGAAUUCCCUCCACAAACUUCUUCAAGAUCUAUUGCAUCUGUUUGGGGUUGUGAUAUUCAUAAUAAAGUUAAUAAAAGGUUAAAUAAACCUUUAUAUGAUUGUGCACAUAUUAUUGAAGAUUAUGAUUGUGGAUGUGGUGAAGAUGAAGAAAAUGCUAAAAAAGAAGCAUUUGAAAUAGAAAAAGAAGGUAAACAAUCAGGAGGGUGA
Hansenula ciferrii is the source of this 576-nucleotide messenger RNA. RefSeq names its product flavin-linked sulfhydryl oxidase (gene ERV2). The record is from RefSeq and is a predicted model, not a curated record. Gene Ontology annotation, cellular component: mitochondrion. The coding region runs from base 1 to 576 and encodes 191 amino acids. Gene Ontology annotation, molecular function: flavin-dependent sulfhydryl oxidase activity; flavin adenine dinucleotide binding. The transcript has a single exon. Lineage: Eukaryota; Fungi; Ascomycota; Saccharomycetes; Phaffomycetales; Wickerhamomycetaceae.